Molecule: messenger RNA, 3108 nt
Organism: Thyridium curvatum
Lineage: Eukaryota; Fungi; Ascomycota; Sordariomycetes; Thyridiales; Thyridiaceae
Exons: 4
Coding region: 1-3108 (1035 amino acids)
Biological process (GO): lipid metabolic process
Cellular component (GO): membrane
Molecular function (GO): oxidoreductase activity, acting on paired donors, with oxidation of a pair of donors resulting in the reduction of molecular oxygen to two molecules of water; protein binding
Source: RefSeq, a predicted model, not a curated record
AUGCCCUGGCCAGAGCCUGUUGUAUCUGCGCGAUCCAUUGUUUUGGAUCUCCCUCCAAGUUGUAUCGAGUUCUGUCCUGCACAUCCCUCAUACUUCCUGGUUGGCACGUAUAACCUCAUCAAAGACAUCCCGGACACAGAGAGCCGAGCAUCGCAAGACAAGAAGGACAAUGAUCCAGAAGACUCGGAUACCGUCUCCAAGAAGACACAGAAUCGCAACGGCACCAUCUUGGUGUUUCAGCUUCAGGAUGAUGAAAUAAAACACGUGCAGACUGUGGAUCAGCCAUCGGCGCUCUUGGACCUUCACUUCCAAACAGUCGAGGGCCGAAAUGAUAUCUGUGGCGUGGUGUCGAGCACAGGAUACCUAUCUACUUUCCAGCUUUCGCCUAUAGCAUCGUCGCCGCAGCCACUGCAACAAGUGAGCACCGUGCGGAUACCAGACGUUGGCGAAGAGGUUUUAUUCCUCUCCCUGGCAUGGCAUCCAACGGACCCAGAUCUCGUUGCCAUCACGACUUCCACGAACGAUGUCUACCUGCUCAGGCUGAACCCUGCGCACACAACAUUCGUUGCGGGCUUGCAACCCAUCAUCUCGCAUGACCUGGAGGCAUGGACCGUGUCCCUAUCCUCGCCGCUCUUGCGCAUCAACCCCGAGACGCCCGCCAAUCAAGCCGACUGGUUCACGCUUUACUCGGGCGGCGACGAUUCCACCCUUAGGUUCACCUCUUGCCAAGUAGAGAAGCAGAACGAUGGUGAUGCGGCCGCGGCCACGCCCUAUGCACCGGUCAAAGUGCCCGGUCAUACGGCGGGGGUCACGGCAAUUCUGCCUGUGGACGUGAUGUUCCGAGACGGCUCCAGCCUUGUCAUCACCGGGAGCUACGAUGACCACCUGAGAGCAUAUGCAAUACAGCCCCUGCAUGAAACCUAUGGCAUGCGCAAAUCAAAACUCCUCACGGAGAUCAACUUGGGAGGCGGAGUGUGGCGGCUCAAGCUCAUUGGCACUCGUUCGGACACGGACGGGCGGUGGACAGCGAGGAUACUCGCCUCGUGCAUGCAUGCUGGAGCGAGAGUGGUGGAGCUGUCGGGAGGUUCGGAGCCUGCGUGUGGGAUUGAGGUGCUUGCUCGGUUCGAGGAGCACAAGAGCAUGAACUAUGGCAGCGAUUUCCAUGUUGACGAGGCAAGUCCUGGCCAGCUGUCCUCCAUUGGCGACUUUGCAUCCUUUCACCCCUCGAGUCCCCUCCCGCCACUUUAUCCCGAGCUUCUCGAUUCUCAAAGAUGGAGCGUUGAACCAUUGCGGGAAUCUGAAUUCAACUUCUCGCUCGUUCAGUCACCCGCCAAGGCGCCCUCCCCAGUCACUCUCUUCCCGCCAGCCCCUGGCACAUCGCUCAAAUCGAUCAACAUGGCGCCAAAGCAGAGAGAGAGGACCUAUCCUCUCAUGUCGAGGAGGCAGGUCGAGGGCCUCAUUGCAGAUGGACGCAAGAUUGUGAUUAUCAACCAAUUCGUUGUCAAGGUCGAUGCCUGGGUUCCGUAUCACCCAGGCGGUGAAAAGGCCAUCCAGCACAUGGUGGGCAGAGAUGCCACCGAUGAGUUCCAAGCCUUCCACAGCGUCGAGUCACAGCGCCUGGCCGAAAAGUACCGGGUUGGCCGGAUUGAGGGCCGUUGGACCAACUUCGUCCCGCCCAUCCAGGGAGGAGUCUUUCGGCCGUUGCCCACUGCGAGCGACGAGCUACAGGAAGUGUUAUUGGAGCGGGAGAAUAAUAAGAAAAACAUCACAACGGCCUCGAGCGCGGCGAGCUCAAGAGCACCGUCGCCCACGUUUGAUCUGCCCGAGCCUGGCGUGCACCAGCGCAAGGGGGGAAAGGUCGCACAGCGGGCCUCGUCUGCGUCGUCGGUCUCCUCAGUCGAGGAUUUCGGAGAGGCGAAAGAGCCGUCCAUGUCCUUCCUCGACGUCAAGACCAUGAAGGAGGUCAAGCUCGACCUGGAAAGGUACCCGUCCCUGGACGACGCCGUGCAAGACAACAUCGUGAGGAAGUACCGGGAGCUGCACAGGCGGCUCGAGGCAGAAGGGCUCUUCGACUGCAAUUAUUCUUCCUACGCCAUCGAGUGCUGCCGCUACUUUCUGUUUGCCGCCGGUGCGUUUGUCUUUUUGCGUCUGGGUUGGUACGUGACCAGCGCGGUCUUCCUCGGCUGCCUUUGGCAUCAGCUCUCCUUCACGGUCCACGACGCCGCGCACAUGGGCAUCACGCACAAUUUCCACAUUGACUGGAUCAUUGGCAUCGCCUGUGCCGACUACAUCGGCGGUCUCUCCGUCGGGUGGUGGAAGCGCAAUCACAACGUUCAUCAUAUCAUCACCAAUGAUAUAGAGCAUGACCCGGACAUCCAACACAUGCCCUUCUUUGCCAUUUCGCACCGCUUCCUCCACUCCCUUCGCUCUUCCUACUAUGAGCGUGUCAUGGAGUAUGACGCCUUUGCCAAGCUCAUGCUCUCAAUCCAGCACUACUCCUACUACAUCCUGCUCCUCUUUGGCCGAUUCAACCUUAUCCGCCUUUCCUGGGAGUACCUCAUCCUCGGCCUGGGCCCCAAACGCGGCAUCGCCCGCCACUACCGCUGGGUCGAGAUUGCCGGGCAGUUUUUCUUUUGGUACUGGUUCGGCUACGGCUUGCUGUACCGCAGCAUCGAUACCAACUGGCAUCGCUUCCUCUACUUCCUUGUGGCUUCGAUGGUCACCAUGCCCCUGCACCUGCAGAUCACCCUCUCCCACUUCGCCAUGAGCACGGCCGACCUCGGGCCCCAGGAAUCCUACCCGCAAAAGAUGCUUCGGACCACCAUGGACGUGGACUGCCCCCAGUGGCUCGACUUCUUCCACGGGGGGCUGCAGUUCCAGGCGAUCCACCACCUGUAUCCGCGCAUGCCGAGGCACAACCUCCGGCGCGCGCAAAAACUGGUGCAGGAGUUCUGUGACGAGGUCGACAUCCCGUACGCCCUGUUCGGGUUCGUGGACGGCAACAAGCAAGUGAUCGGCAGGCUGGCCGACGUCGCGAGGCAGGGCCGCAUCUUGGCCGAGUGCCAAAAGGCGCUGACGGCGAGCGGGGAUCCGCUCCAUGCCCACUAG